GUGGUUGGACUGGCGUGCCUUGGGCGGUGAGAGGCUGAAAGAUACUGUCUUCGACGUGCUGCGCUCCGUGGGGAGCUCCCCACCGGUAAACGCGGCGCUGCUGGAGCUGCACUUCGGACACAAAGCGGAGCUGGCCAAGUGUGCUCCUGCUGUGCCAGAGGAGAUUGAGAUCCUGUCUCAACGACGAGCCCAGAACAUGCUCAUCGCCUUCAGGCGCCAGCCGCUCACGACGGAGUUUCUGAAGGCUGUGGAAGACAUCGACUUUGCCACCCUCAGCACUGAAACGGUGGAGGUCUUGCUGAGCGCCAUGCCCACUGAGGAGGAGGCGAAGCAGUUGCUGGGCUACCGGGGUGACCCAGCACAGCUGCGGCGCCUUGAGCAGGAGCUGCUGCCCUUCAGCGUGUUGAGCCCAUCGGCGCAGCAGCGGCUGCAGCUGGGGCUGCUGCAGCGAGAGCUCCAGGGCCGCGCCGAGGAGCUCCAUCGUGGCUUCCAGGUGUGGCGUCGAGGCACCACGGCGGUGUUGAAGAGCCGUGCCUUGAGCGAAACCCUUCGACAUUUGCUGUCCUUGGGGAACACGCUGAACGGUGGGAAGGUCGAGGGCUUCUCUUUGGAGGUAUUGCCUCGCUUGGGGUUGAGCAAAGCCACUGGUGACCAACGGAUCACUUUGCAGCCUGGAAUGAGAUGGAGCGGAAGGAGGGUGGUCUUGAAGGUCUUUGAUCCGGAUCUGACUCUGAUUCGUGAGUGACCCACAUGUGGAGAAUGCAAAUCUCAGGACUAUGAUAGUUUCUGUGAUAUUACCACUUGGUGAACACCAAGCCUUGUGACAAGCGAAACUAGACCUCAUGG
Molecule: messenger RNA, 846 nt
Organism: Durusdinium trenchii
Lineage: Eukaryota; Dinophyceae; Suessiales; Symbiodiniaceae
Source: the annotation of a GenBank genome assembly